Molecule: messenger RNA, 3357 nt
Organism: Trematosphaeria pertusa
Lineage: Eukaryota; Fungi; Ascomycota; Dothideomycetes; Pleosporales; Trematosphaeriaceae
Product: acetyl-CoA synthetase-like protein
Exons: 7
Coding region: 209-3250 (1013 amino acids)
Source: RefSeq, a predicted model, not a curated record
UGCUCCUGCACAAGAUGGCUCUCUGCUUUCACGCGCUUUGUUCGCAUGCCCUCGUGCCUGGACUCCAAGCCACGCUGCAACAGCGUUGUAGCCAAGCUAUCAGGUUAGGUACUUGACAAGUACAUAAAGGAGGUGUGGCGAUCGGCAUCUAGGAUCAGCUCUGGACGUUUGAGAUUGGCGCUGUGUUUCUCCGACUUGGACGCGCAGCAUGGCUUCUUCCCAUCUUUUCCAUGGCCUAUCUGGACUCUCGCCGGACGAGCAGGAAUUCGUCUCUCGUUUUGGACGAGGUCCAUCCGUUCCAGUACCUCACUCUACGGUGCAUGGAGCAUUCGAGAACGUCGUCGACUCGCACCCUUCAGCAAUUGCAGCCACGUUUGGGGGAAAGAGAAUCACCUAUGGAGAAUUAGACGCUGCUGCGAAUCGACUAGCGACUCAUCUCAUCGAUUCCGGCUUAAGACCGAAGGAGCGAGUAUGCAUCGUGGUAGAGCGAUCGAUCGAGAUGCUGGUAGGGAUUUUUGCGGUGCUGAAGGCCGGAUGUCAGUAUGUCCCUGUGGAUGGCAGCAUCUGCUCGGAACGAGCUUUGCACCACACUCUGAGGGAUACCGGCUCCCGAUUCGCAUUAUGCCUGCCGAAGUUUGAGGAGCAGGUCAGACGCCUCUCCGAGCAGGAAGUUUCUGUCGUCGCCUUAGGCACGGGUGUUGAGGACUUCUGCUCCAAGGAAAGGCCAGGGGCGCCUGUGUCAUCUUCAGACGGGGUGUACGCCAUCUACAUAUCGGGCACCACUGGCCAGCCGAAAGGCGUUGAUGUCUCGCAUGAGAAUGUGACGAAUGCAUUGUUGCUCCAGCCAGGAAAUCUCGGGAUCAAAGUGGGCACGAAGGUGGCGCACGUGAUGAAUGUUGCAUUUGAUAUGGGCGCCUGGGAAAUUCUCGCUUGUCUCGUCAAUGGCGGCACCCUGUGCCUCAGAGGAACGGACUGGACGGAAACACUAAGGGAGGUUGAUGUAUUUAUAUCUACACCUUCUAUUCUGUCUAAGUAUCAGCGAAAUCAGUUUCCAAAUAUCAAAACCGUAGUAACGGGCGGUGAGCCGUGUCCGCAGUCAUUGGCGGACGAGUGGGCGGACAACACUGUCUAUUAUAACAUCUGUGGUCCGACAGAGAUCACAAUCCUAAACUCGGCGCACAAACAUAUGCCAGGGGAACCACUUACCAUUGGGAGACCGCUACCAAACACGACUGUCUACAUUUUGGACGAAGAUGAGUUUCCAGUUCCAGUUGGGUCCAAAGGCACCAUGUGGGUUGGUGGCGCUGGCGUAUCACGGGGAUAUAUCAAUCUUCCGGAGCUCACCGCGACGCGGUUCAAGCGAGACAGAUUCCUCGACGAUGGCUCCGUGAUGUUCAAGACUGGCGACAUCGUCCAGUGGCGGGAAGAUGGUUCCUUGGAAAAGUUCGGCCGAUUGGAUGACCAAGUCAAGAUACAGGGAUUCCGGGUCGAACUUGAUGGUGUCACAGCAGUCGUUGAGAAAUUCCCGGGCAUAACCAGGGCGUGUUCCUCACUCAUCGACGGCGUACUGCACAGUUUUUACAGCACGACGACAUUCAUUGAUGAGCACGACCUAGAAUCGUUUGUUAGGCAUCAUCUCCCAUACUACUCGGUACCCGAAAAGUGGGUCUACGUUGCUGUUAUACCCUUGACACCCCACGGUAAGGUAGACAAACCACAGCUUGCCAGAUCAGCUCUACGUGCUGCUCGUACUUUUUCUACCAGGCGCAUUUCCACGUUCACAACAAAAGACCUCUACCGGCCCGCCCGGAUCAUCACACAUAUGGUGCAAGAUCCCGAGAAAGGAGGACCCAGUAUCAGUCCAGUCCUCGUAUCAAGCAAUCUUUCGGACUUCAACGUAUCGACAGCGAGCAUCGCGGAGAAGGCGGAGGUGGAGACCUUGCCAGCGAAAAAUGGUUUCCGUGGACAACGAUGGCUUCGACAUCGCGCCUUCAUCCUCUACAGGAGGUUCUUCUCUGUAGUGGUCAUUGCCAACCUAGCCGUUGCGUGCUUCAUCCUCUACCGAAGGAUCAAGUCAGACAGGUACAUGAUGGCGGACCUCGCCACCGCAACUGCAGCUAACCUCGCAGCGGCGGUACUGGUGCGCUCGGAGCCGGUGAUCAACCUCCUCUUCAGUGUCUUGUGCUCGGUGCCCACAUCCUUCCCUCUCGCAAUACGUCGUCAUUGCGCUAGAGUCUUUCACGUGGGUGGGAUCCACAGCGGCUGCGCCUGCGCGACUGUGAUGUGGCUUUCAUUCUUCACAAUUGGGGCUACACUCGAACAGUUGAAACCGGAGUGGAUCCGAUGCGUGGGUCUGGCUACAACAGUGAUGGCCUACCUCAUUUGGCCUAUCCUAAUUCUCAUCGCAUCGACGUCCUACCCUAGCUUCCGAGCUAAGCAUCACGAUGCCUGGGAAAUGACCCAUCGAUUUGGCGGCUGGACAGCGCUUCUCCUCCUCUGGGUUCUAACCUUCCUCGCUACGAAAGACCUCGCCUUCGGCAUCCCUGCCUCAGAGGCGUUCCUCCACUCUCCCCCCGUCUGGCUUGUCGCCGUCACCAUUGCAGCCGUCAUCUUCCCCUGGCUCUUCCUCCGCAGAGUGCCCGUCCGCUCCGAAGUCCUCUCCAGCCACGCCAUCCGCCUCUGGUUCGACCACGCGACCCCUGUCGUCGGCACCUCGGUGCGCCUGGCUGACCGCCCCCUCGUCGACUGGCACGGCUUCGCCACCAUCACCAACACCAACGGCAAGGGCUUCUCCCUCGUCGUCAGCAACGCCGGCGACUUCACCGCACGCACCAUCGAGCGCGCGCCAACCUCUAUUUGGAUCCGCGGCAUUCCCGCCUGCGGUAUCCUCCGCAUCGCCACGCUCUUCAAAUCCAUCGUGCUCGUUGCGACUGGCGCUGGCAUUGGCCCCUGUCUCGCCGUCAUUCUAGCCAAGAAGACGCCCUGCCGGAUCCUCUGGACGGCGCCGAACCCAGAAGAGACGUUUGGACAGGGCAUCGUGAACGCGGUGCUGGACACGGAUCCGAAGGCCAUUAUUCAUGAUACGCGCACGAUGGGGAAGCCGGAUAUGAGCUUGUUGGCGUAUCGGUUGUAUAAGGAGAGUGGGGCGGAGGCUGUUUGUGUUAUUAGUAAUAAAGGCUUUACGACGAGGAUCGUGUAUGCGAUGGAGUGUAGGGGGAUUCCAGCGUAUGGCGCGAUAUUUGACUCAUGAGUGGCUACAUGGCCCUGAGACGGGAGGCUGUGAAGUGGGGUUCGGAACUUGGAGCAUGCGGAAGAGUGGAGGUGGAGGAGUAAAGAAUGUGCUUAUGAUCCGGAUGA